UAAGUAUCGCAGCCUUUUCGCAGACCAAAUUUCUUUUUUCCUUCUUCCGACUCGCGCCUAACUAAGUAUCCAGAAUGUCGUCGGCGGUACGGCUGGGGCCGAAGGACGACGAAUGGGUAUAUGAUAGAAACGCCAAGUCUUACGAUCUCACUCGCGGCGCUUCGUCGCCGGCCCGGUUUAGCAUUCGUACCACGCAUGGCCCCGAGGACACGUCGAUCACGAUAGCAACAGGCCUUAGUGCUCUGGUCGUGGUCGACAUGCAGAACUUCUUUCUUCAUCCAAGAUGCACCGACCAUGUCACGGGGCUGGCGGCCGUGGAGCGCACGCUUCGGCUUGUCGAAAAGUGUCGCGAGAUCGGCAUCAAGAUUAUCUGGUUGAACUGGGGACUAAACGAUGACGACCUCGCCACCAUGCCCGCAGCUGCCGCGCGCGGCUUCGCCAGGAGCCUUAUCACACCGCCCCUGGACACCACUACUAGCAAGCAGGCCCGAUUCGGCUUCGGCUCGGACAUGGGCGAGGGCAGAGGCCGCCUGCUGAUGGCGGGCUCGUGGAACGCGGCCCUGUACGCUCCGCUGCAAGAAGCGAGCCGACCGGACGCGGACGUCUUCUGCAACAAGGAUCGCAUAUCGGGCCUCUGGCACGGCGAGACGCCGCUCGCCAAGGCCCUUGAGGCGGGCGGGUUCCGCACGCUCCUCUUCGCGGGCGUCAACACCGACCAGUGCGUCCUGGGGACGUUGGCGGAUGCGUAUUUCCGCGGUUGGGACUGUGUUAUGGUCGAGGACUGCUGUGCCACUACGACGCCGGGGGGCCAGGAAACUACGGUUUACAAUACUUCUAAGGUAUACGGAUUUGUAGUCAAUAGUAAAAGUGUUACUGAGGGCGUACUGAAUCCCGAAUCUCGUGGAUGAGUUCUGAACUCAUGCCUACCUACUACCUAGGGUUCAUGCAGAAUGACGUGUGGUUUUUGGUGUUUAGUCUGACUGAAUUAUACCCAUCUUAAUAAAAGGGUUAGACGAGUUCUGUAUGAUGUAAGGGUGAUUACUAGGCAGUUUCUACGGCUGGGUUGAUUCCAGGUUUACAUCCCCUUUAUUAUAUCAGCCUACAUACCUACCUUCAACUGCAUCACCCCAAAUAGAGCUACGGCUUUUGUGAUUCC
Molecule: messenger RNA, 1156 nt
Organism: Hypoxylon fragiforme
Lineage: Eukaryota; Fungi; Ascomycota; Sordariomycetes; Xylariales; Hypoxylaceae
Product: Isochorismatase hydrolase
Exons: 3
Coding region: 75-908 (277 amino acids)
Source: RefSeq, a predicted model, not a curated record